Molecule: messenger RNA, 3649 nt
Organism: Cornus florida
Lineage: Eukaryota; Viridiplantae; Streptophyta; Magnoliopsida; Cornales; Cornaceae
Product: potassium transporter 2-like
Exons: 10
Coding region: 906-3287 (793 amino acids)
Biological process (GO): potassium ion transmembrane transport
Cellular component (GO): plasma membrane
Molecular function (GO): potassium ion transmembrane transporter activity
Source: RefSeq, a predicted model, not a curated record
UAAUUUGCUUAUGGAGGUGUUAAUUUAUAGCUCACACUGUUACACUAUAGUUAUCUCUUACCAAAAAAUAUUUUCAAAAUUUUCUGGUUUUUAGGUCUGGGUUUGUUUUCAUCAGGUGUAAGCAACUGCAAAUUCAAUAAAGUAGAGAUUGAAUAAGGGUAUUUGCCUUUGCUUAUUUCAUAAGCUUUCAAGCUGUGAAAGUUUUACACUAGUGUUCUUCAAAGAUGGUGAGAAUUUGGAAAUCAGAUUCUAUGUAUAUAAUAUUAUGUAUAUGAGAGAGAGAGGAGAGAGAGAGGGGGGUAGGUUUUCAUGGUCCUUAAAAUGGCCUUUAUUUCCGUGGGCUCCUCUUGGUGUGAUUGAUUUGAUAAUUCAACUGUGAAAUACAGCUUUCCUUGCCGUCACUAAUGACUCAAACAUGCUCUUGUUUUUUUCCUUCCGCGUGAGAUUUAACUUUGCGAAUUGAACUGUUAAAUUGAACUUCCCUGUAGUUUUUAUCUCUUGGUGGGUUUAUGUCUGUUGGUAAUCAGUGUUCAAGGGUUCAACAUUUCGUGUUGGGUCUUUAGCUUAAAUUAGGGGCAACGGUUAGGUGGUACCAGUUUCUCUCUCUUCUCAUCAACCGAGAAAGAAACAAGAAUCAGAAAAGAAAAUUGUGGAACUAACACAUGAGAACUCUUCAACAUUUGGGGCACAUUAUCUGAACAAUUCUGUGUCUGAGCUGCAAUUCCUAUGGCAGUCACAUAUCUAUAAUCGUUGGGGGGUCAAUUUGCUUUAAGUUUUGUCCCUGUUCUGGAAAUUUCUACACAAAUGUCGGUUUGCUAAAAGAUUGCUGAGAAUAAAAAAGUGAGGAUCUGCAUUUAGCAUAUGCGGCAAACAGAAAUUUCCAUGUGAAGAUUGACGCCGGAAGCAUGGAUCUUGACUACGGAAAGUGCUGGAACAGUCCAAAGAAGGAUUCUUGGAAGACAGUUCUGCUAUUAGCUUAUCAAAGUCUUGGUGUGGUCUAUGGAGACCUGAGCAUUUCCCCACUCUAUGUUUACAAGAGCACAUUUGCAGAAGACAUUCAUCACUCAGAGACGAACGAAGAGAUUUUUGGUGUUCUUUCGUUUAUUUUCUGGACUCUGACUCUAGUUCCUUUAUUCAAAUAUGUCUUCAUAGUCCUUCGAGCUGAUGACAAUGGGGAGGGUGGUACUUUUGCCCUCUAUUCCUUGUUAUGCAGGCAUGCCAAAGUAAGCCUUCUGCCCAACCGACAAGUCGCUGAUGAAGCACUCUCCACAUAUAAACUGGAGCACCCUCUGGAGCAAAAGAACAGUUCAAAGAUAAAACUGUUACUUGAGAAGCAUAAAUCCUUCCACACUGCUCUACUAAUCUUGGUUCUUCUUGGCACUUGUAUGGUAAUUGGAGAUGGACUGCUCACUCCAGCCAUUUCUGUUUUCUCGGCGGUUUCUGGUCUUGAGUUUUCCAUGUCUAAGGAACACCAUCAAUAUGCGGUGAUUCCAAUUACUUGCUUCAUAUUAGUGUGCCUAUUUGCACUACAACACUAUGGCACGCAUCGGAUUGGUUUCUUCUUUGCUCCAGUUGUGUUGGCUUGGCUGGUAUGCAUCAGCACCCUUGGUGUGUAUAAUAUAUUCCACUGGAACCCACAUGUCUAUGUAGCUCUUUCCCCAUAUUACAUGUUCAAGUUCUUGAAGAAGACAGGAAGGAACGGAUGGAUGUCAUUGGGUGGAAUGUUAUUGUGCAUAACAGGCUCAGAGGCAAUGUUUGCUGAUCUUGGCCACUUCUCAUAUGCUGCAAUUCAGAUUGCUUUCACCUUUCUGGUUUAUCCAGCACUGAUAUUGGCAUAUAUGGGUCAAGCUGCCUACUUGUCAAAGCAUCACCCUACCAGUUACCAGAUAGGUUUUUAUGUUUCAGUUCCAGAAAGUGUGAGGUGGCCAGUUCUUAUAAUAGCAAUCCUUGCUUCUGUUGUGGGAAGCCAAGCAAUUAUAAGUGGAACAUUCUCCAUCAUCAACCAGAGUCAAUCACUUGGUUGCUUUCCAAGAGUCAAGGUUGUUCACACCUCUGAUAAGAUACAUGGCCAAAUCUACAUCCCUGAGAUCAACUGGAUGCUCAUGAUCCUCUGCAUUGCUGUGACCCUUGGAUUCAGAGACACAAAACACAUGGGCAAUGCAUCAGGAUUAGCAGUGAUGGCGGUAAUGCUAGUGACCACAUGCCUCACUUCCUUAGUGAUUAUCCUUUGUUGGCACAAACCCCCUAUUGUAGCCCUUUGCUUCCUACUCUUCUUUGGCUCUAUUGAAUUACUGUACUUCUCAGCUUCCCUCAUCAAGUUUCGUGAUGGUGCCUGGUUGCCUAUCCUCCUAGCCCUCUUUCUCGUGACCAUCAUGUUUGUUUGGCACUAUGCCACCAUAAAGAAAUAUGAAUAUGACCUCCACAACAAGGUUUCAUUGGAAUGGCUAUUAGCCUUGGGUCCAAGCUUGGGCAUUGCUCGAGUCCCUGGCAUUGGCCUAGUGUUCAGCGAUCUCACCUCUGGCAUCCCUGCAAACUUCUCUCGCUUUGUCACCAACCUCCCUGCCUUCCAUCGUGUUCUUGUCUUUGUGUGUGUGAAAUCAGUACCGGUCCCAUUUGUGCCUCCGGCCGAGCGAUAUCUUGUUGGCCGGGUUGGUCCUGCAGCUCACCGGUCCUACAGGUGCAUUGUCCGUUAUGGGUACCGUGAUGUUCACCAGGAUGUCGAUUCUUUUGAAUCUGAACUUGUGGAAAGGCUGGCCAAUUUUAUCAAAUAUGAUUGGUGUCACACACAUGGAAUGGGUAAUUCAUAUAACGAGGAUGAUGGAUCUCGAUCUGGUGUAUCAUCUAAUGAAUGUAGAUUGGCAGUGAUAGGAACAGCAGCACUCUCUGGCACACCAGCUUUUGAGCUUGAUGAAAGUGUUCAGCCAGCAAGUGUAUCUGUUGGGUUCCCAACAGUAGAGAGCGUGACGGAUGUCAUUGAGAUGGAGCCUAUUGGUGUCUUGGAAAGGAGAGUAAGGUUUGCAAUUGAUGAAUCCGAACCUGAUAUCUGUCCUGAAAUAGAUGUGCAAUUGCGAGAAGAAUUAGAAGACAUAUACACCGCUCAACAAGCUGGGACUGCAUUCAUUAUUGGGCAUUCACAUGUUAGAGCAAAACAAGGAUCGUCACUUUUGAAGAGGUUGGCUAUCAAUUACGGGUAUAAUUUCCUGAGGAGGAAUUGCCGGGGACCGGAUGUAGCACUCAAGGUGCCACCAGCGUCUCUCCUUGAGGUUGGCAUGGUUUAUGUUGUGUAAGCACUACAUGUAAUGUAACUAGUGUUGUUAGCUAAUGUCUUAUAGAGCUUAUCUGAUAGAGAAGUGCUAGGAAGUUGAAGAUGAUUGUGCAGAUUAAUGAGUACCUGUGUUAUGCUGUUGAGAGUAAACUCUUUUCAGUUUAUGUACUCCAUCAAGAGAAUGAAAAAAAAAAAAGAAAAAAAAAGUGGUAAGGAUUUAACUUAAUUCCAUAUGCUUCUUUUGGUAUAAGUUAUUAUAAUUCUGUGGAUGAAUGAUGAUGACACUGUUUAUUUUAUUGUUAAUUUCUUGUAUUUACCAUUAUUGUGUAACUUGUGAUAUUUGGUCUAUUAUGACAAGUUGCCUUUGUUUUGGCCCUUCUUGUC